This is a messenger RNA of Bacillus rossius redtenbacheri, 2316 nucleotides long. RefSeq lists its product as uncharacterized. The transcript has 3 exons. The record is from RefSeq and is a predicted model, not a curated record. Bases 1 to 2316 code for a protein of 771 amino acids. NCBI's taxonomy places the organism in Eukaryota, Metazoa, Arthropoda, Insecta, Phasmatodea, Bacillidae.
AUGACGAUGACGAUGAUGAUGACGAUGAUGAUGAUGAUGAUGCAGGCAUUCGUGCAGGCCUGUAGCAGCGAGGCAAGAAUAGAGCCUCUUAUCGUCUCGGAAGGAGUUGUGGACGCGGGUGAAGGUGUCUUGUGGCAAUUAACACGCGGCGGAGACCUCAACAACCGCAGCGGAAACCUCAACAGUCGAAGCGGAGAUUUCAACAGUCCCAGCGGAGACCUCAACAGUCACAGCGGAGACCUCAACAAUCGUAGCGGAGACCUCAACAGUCGCAGCGGAGACCUCAACAGUCGCAGCGGAGACCUCGACAGUCGAAGCGGAGACCUCAACAAUCGUAGCGGAGACCUCAACAGUCGCAGCGGAGACCUCAACAGUCACAGCGGAGACCUCAACAAUCAUCUCAACAGUCGCAGCGGAGACCUCAACAGUCGCAGCGGAGACCUCAACAGUCGAAGUGAAGACCUCAACAGUCGAGGCGGAGAUCUCAACAGUCGCAGCGGAGACCUCGACAGUCACAGCGGAGAUCUCAACAGUCGCAGCGGAGACCUCGACAGUCGAAGCGGAGACCUCGACAGUCGAAGCGGAGACCUCAACAAUCGUAGCGGAGACCUCAACAGUCGCAGCGGAGACCUCAACAGUCACAGCGGAGACCUCAACAAUCGUAGCGGAGACCUCAACAGUCACAGCGGAGACCUCAACAAUCGUAGCGGAGACCUCAACAGUCGCAGCGGAGACCUCGACAGUCGAAGCGGAGACCUCAACAGUCGCAGCGGAGACCUCAACAGUCGAAGCGAAGACCUCAACAGUCGAAGCGAAGACCUCAACAGUCGAGGCGGAGAUCUCAACAGUCGCAGCGGAGACCUCGACAGUCACAGCGGAGAUCUCAACAGUCGCAGCGGAGACCUCAACAGUCGAAGCGAAGACCUCAACAGUCGAAGCGAAGACCUCAACAGUCGAAGCGAAGACCUCAACAGUCGAAGCGAAGACCUCGACAGUCACAGCGGAGAUCUCAACAGUCGCAGCGGAGACCUCAACAGUCGAAGCGAAGACCUCGACAGUCGCAGCGGAGACCUCAACAGUCGAAGCGAAGACCUCAACAGUCGAAGCGAAGACCUCAACAGUCGAAGCGAAGACCUCAACAGUCGAAGCGAAGACCUCGACAGUCACAGCGGAGAUCUCAACAGUCGCAGCGGAGACCUCAACAGUCGAAGCGAAGACCUCAACAGUCGAAGCGAAGACCUCAACAGUCGAAGCGAAGACCUCUACAGUCGAAGCGAAGACCUCGACAGUCACAGCGGAGAUCUCAACAGUCGCAGCGGAGACCUCAACAGUCGAAGCGAAGACCUCAACAGUCGAAGCGAAGACCUCAACAGUCGAAGCGGAGAUCUCAACAGUCGAGGCGGAGAUCUCAACAGUCGCAGCGGAGACCUCAACAGUCGCAGGGAGACCCAAACAGUCGAGGCGGAGACCUCAACAGUCGCAGCGGAGACCUCAACAGUCGCAGGGAGACCCAAACAGUCGCAGCGGAGACCUCGACAGUCGCAGCGGAGACCUCAACAGUCGAAGCGAAGACCUCAACAGUCGAAGCGGAGACCUCAACAGUCGAAGCGAAGACCUCAACAGUCGAAGCGAAGACCUCAACAGUCGAAGCGAAGACCUCAACAGUCGAAGCGAAGACCUCAACAGUCGAAGCGGAGAUCUCAACAGUCGAGGCGGAGAUCUCAACAGUCGCAGCGGAGACCUCAACAGUCGCAGGGAGACCCAAACAGUCGAGGCGGAGACCUCAACAGUCGAAGCGAAGACCUCAACAGUCGAAGCGGAGAUCUCAACAGUCGAGGCGGAGAUCUCAACAGUCGCAGCGGAGACCUCAACAGUCGCAGGGAGACCCAAACAGUCGAAGCGAAGACCUCAACAGUCGAAGCGAAGACCUCAACAGUCGCAGCGGAGACCUCAACAGUCGCAGGGAGACCCAAACAGUCGAAGCGAAGACCUCAACAGUCGAAGCGAAGACCUCAACAGUCGAAGCGGAGAUCUCAACAGUCGAGGCGGAGAUCUCAACAGUCGCAGCGGAGACCUCAACAGUCGCAGGGAGACCCAAACAGUCGAGGCGGAGACCUCAACAGUCGCAGGGAGACCCAAACAGUCGAGGCGGAGACCUCAACAGUCGCAGGGAGACCCAAACAGUCGAGGCGGAGAUCUCAACAGUCGCAGCGGAGAUCUCAACAGUCGAAGCGGAGACCCCAACAGUCGCAGCGGAGACUUCAACCUGUGAAGCGACGCGGAGCACAAAAGGCCGACGAGCCGGCAGCUCCCUAA